AUGCUUGGUCUAGGUGAAUAUGAAAGCAGCAGCGAGGACGAGGUAGAGCGCAAGGCUCCUCCUCUAGACUCCCAGCCGCAAAAGGAUAUACUACCUGAAUCCUCACAACCUGGCCAGAAUGAAGUUCAAAACCCCAUCGGAAAACAGUCUGAUAUAGCACCGUCUUCUGCUCCCACCGAAGCAAAUGGACCUGUCCUUGGCCCCGCAUCUAUGGAGAUGAUGCCCUCCGAGGACAAGGAUUCGACAAAUGGACGCACAUCUCCCUUCUCGGCUUCCCGAGCUCUGAUCCAAGAUCUUACGCUUCCUCCGGUUCCCAAUCUAGACAUCCCACCGUCGCCUCCCGGAUCUCCAAACCCAGCUGUGAAUGCGAACUUUGAGCAUUUCCUAAACAUCAAAAAGCAAGGUGUACACUUCAACUCGAAACUUGCUAGUUCAUCAUCUCUUAGAAACCCAAGCUUGCUGCUGAAGCUGAUGGAACAUGCCGGGGUCGAUGAACAAUCGCAAUAUGAUACGUCGUUGCCGGCCGAACUGUGGAAUCCGUCCAAUCUACCCGAAUGGGGAUUCAAGGAGGAGCUAUUGAGGACACAACAACAACGCCGCAAGAACCUAGAAGAGAAAAAGGCGUCGGGCCAACGGACUUCGGUUGAUUUUGUCGCCGGGUCUGCCUGA
Messenger RNA from Penicillium bovifimosum, 669 nucleotides. RefSeq names its product HCNGP domain-containing protein. The record is from RefSeq and is a predicted model, not a curated record. Gene Ontology annotation, biological process: regulation of DNA-templated transcription. The transcript has 3 exons. NCBI's taxonomy places the organism in Eukaryota, Fungi, Ascomycota, Eurotiomycetes, Eurotiales, Aspergillaceae. The coding region runs from base 1 to 669 and encodes 222 amino acids. Gene Ontology annotation, cellular component: nucleus.